UUGUCUAUGGAAAAUAAAUCCGGAUUUCGAUUGUUUGUGACGCUUUUAAGAUCUUAAUUAUUCAACUGCUUAGAUACGUAGUAAAAUAACUGUUAAUAUAGAUAGCACCAAUCCUUUUUUUCGUUGAUAUACUGUAAUUAAAUAUUCAGAUAGCUAUUCAAAAAGUGAAAAUGUUGGGAUCGGGCGACGGCGGUAGUUACAUUAUUAGGUUACGCGGUUUGCCUUUCUCUACAACAGUAGAAGAUGUUUUAGAUUUCCUAAACGGAAUCAACGUGUUGAAUCAGAAAGAAGGGGUGCAUUUGACUGAAGUGAGGCCUGGUAGACCUUCGGGAGAAUGUUUUGUAGAAGUGGUGAGCCAGGCGGAUGUAGACGAAGCUCUUAAGAAGGACAAGGAGAACAUGGGGAAACGAUAUAUAGAAGUAUUUUCCACUGAUCGUCAGGACAUGGAGUGGGCGCUGAAUGCCAUGAAUCAUUCUGAGAAUGGUUUCGGUGGUAUUCCCAAUUUGAAUGAUGACAUGGGCAUUAUUAAACUUCGUGGUUUGCCCUUUGGUUGCUCUAAAGAAGAAAUAAUGCAGUUCUUUGACGGGCUGUCGGUGGCCCCCGAUGGGGUGCACUUGCUCUACGACUACACGGGCAGGGCCUCGGGCGAGGCGUUUGUACACUUCAUUGACAAGGGGAGCGCUCAGGAGGCACUCAACAGGGACAGGGAGAAAAUAGGACACAGGUGGGGGGCAAGUUAUUUCACAUUGCCAAGUUUGCAGCCGAUAUUUGGAUAUAACGGCGGUGGCGGUGGGUAUGGGGGUCGGGGAGGUUUCCGGCGGGGCGGGUACUGCGUGCACAUGCGCGGUCUGCCCUUCAAGGCUACGCCGCAGGAUAUCGCAUAUUUCUUCAAGCCGGUGAGGCCGGUCAACAUCAACAUCCUGUACGACAGCAGCGGCCGGCCCUCGGGCGAGGCCGACGUCGACUUCGACUGCCACGACGACGCCAUGCGGGCGAUGAGACGAGAUAAGCACAAUAUGGAGCAUCGCUACAUCGAGCUGUUCCUCAACAGUGCUGGGGGUGGUGCGGGCGGUGCGGGGGGCGGCGCGGGGGGCGGGCCCGGCUUCAAGCCCACACGCACAUACAGGAACCUGUACUAAAUGCACAAUAAACUAAUUAUACAUUUAUGUACAGUCGAGGACAUCCGCGGUGUACCCAUCUUUGUUCCUUGCAAAGAACUCCGCCCUUUACAUGUAAUUAAUUAGCAAGUUGAGAAAACGACGGAAUAUUAAUUAAAAGUACCUCUAAGCGUAGUUUUAUGCAAGCUUUUAGUCCAACAAAAAAAUUUAAUGUGGAACACUAACAAAUUCCCCGACUGUACAUUCGUAAAUUUAUACAGGAAAUAUCUAAACGAAUAAUGAAUUUCGCUUUUAUUAAGAAAUCUCAUCUAUUGCGACUUUUUUGUACAUUAUACUAUUAAAUCCACUAGACAUUUAGUUUAAAUUGGAUUUUAGCAAAGUUUUAACUGUCAGUUGAACUAUUCAAUUAAAACUGAAUGUCUUUAGUGGGCUUUAUAAUGUCUACAUGAAUUACAUUUAUAACUGCGCAAUGAAAUUUAUUUUUUAACAUUUAGGGCCCGUUUAAAUUAUAAAUUUCCUGAUUAGUCUUGGAUAGUACACGUACGAUGUACUAAAAAAUAAUGUUACUUGGCUCUGUACUAAAAGUAACGUUACCCAACAGCUUCUGUUAAUCGGACGUUUAGUACUUUUAGUACACUAUACGAUAUCGGUGUUCGCCUUUUUGUCAGAUUGAAGCAUCCACCUUCAAUAAUAAGAAUCAAAAGUGGAUAAAACUAUUUAUAACUAAAUUUAUUUUCGCUAAUAUGUUUGACCCUGCUUAAAAUUUGAUGUGAA
Messenger RNA from Papilio polytes (common Mormon), 1892 nucleotides. RefSeq names its product heterogeneous nuclear ribonucleoprotein H-like. Gene Ontology annotation, molecular function: RNA binding. Gene Ontology annotation, cellular component: ribonucleoprotein complex; nucleoplasm. Gene Ontology annotation, biological process: regulation of RNA splicing. The coding region runs from base 171 to 1139 and encodes 322 amino acids. Lineage: Eukaryota; Metazoa; Arthropoda; Insecta; Lepidoptera; Papilionidae. The record is from RefSeq and is a predicted model, not a curated record. The transcript is spliced from 7 exons.